This is a messenger RNA of Magallana angulata, 760 nucleotides long. Its product is annotated as agrin-like. The transcript is spliced from 4 exons. Gene Ontology annotation, molecular function: protein binding. Bases 102 to 737 code for a protein of 211 amino acids. The record is from RefSeq and is a predicted model, not a curated record. NCBI's taxonomy places the organism in Eukaryota, Metazoa, Mollusca, Bivalvia, Ostreida, Ostreidae.
CAAUAUUAAUGUCCACGCGUCGACCUUCAGCGUGGAAGUAAAAGAUAAGAGAACAUAGAUCCCGACAAGCACACAGAUCAACGCUUCCAAUUCUCACCAUAAUGAAGGCUUUCCUUGUCAUUUUUACCAUUGGAGUUGUCAGCGCUCAGCAUGGCCAUCAUGGCGGGAACUACCACCCGGACUCCCAGACCCACAUCGACACGGAAAUCCAGAACCUCGACGCCCACUUCGGGAAACAUCAGUGUCUGGACCUCCUAAUGGUCGACUGUCAACAUCACGUGACCAACGGAGACGAGAUGGUCUGUGGGAGUGACGGAGUGACUUAUCCCAACCACUGUAAGUUUGUGCACGCCGUUUGUAUGUACACCGAUUUGACUGCCGCUUACACUGGACAGUGUACCUCCACAACCAUGGCAAUGACGACAGUAGGCAACGCUGCCGGAAGCACGAUGCCCGGAAGUGUUGCAACUGGAGGUUCCGGAACCACUGGGACUACACCACCACCUACCACCACGCUGAGUCCGGAACAAAUCGCCUUCCAGAACGUAUUCUGUCACAACAAGGACUCCAUAAACUGUCCCGCUGUCGUCACACCCCUCUGUGGCUCUGACGGAGUCAUCUACAACAGCAGCUGUCACGUGUCCAAGGCCCGCUGUGACAACCCCAAUCUUCAGACAGUGGACGGCAGCAAGUGUGGACUAACCACGCCAGUCUCGGUGGCCCCCGUUGUAGGAUAGACAAAAUAAACACGAAUUCCACA